Lepus europaeus (European hare) is the source of this 966-nucleotide messenger RNA. RefSeq names its product olfactory receptor 2T2-like. The record is from RefSeq and is a predicted model, not a curated record. Lineage: Eukaryota; Metazoa; Chordata; Mammalia; Lagomorpha; Leporidae. Gene Ontology annotation, biological process: G protein-coupled receptor signaling pathway. Gene Ontology annotation, molecular function: olfactory receptor activity; G protein-coupled receptor activity. Gene Ontology annotation, cellular component: membrane.
AUGGAGAUUCUGCACAACUCCACAGACUUCAUCCUCCUGGGUCUCAUCACCCACCCCACGUGCCCUGGCCUCAUCCUUGUAGUCAUCUUCUCCAUCUUCGUGGUGGCUGUCACAGCCAACGUGGCCAUGAUCCUGCUCAUCCACAGGGACCCGCACCUCCACACGCCCAUGUACUUCUUGCUCAGCCAGCUCUCCUUUAUGGACACUAUCUACGUCUGUGUCACUGUCGCCAAGACACUCCAAGACCUGCUGUCCAAGGAAAAGACCAUUUCCUUCCUGGGCUGUGCAUUUCAGAUCUUCUUCUACCUGACCCUUGUUGGCGGCGAAUUCUUCCUCCUGGGCUUCAUGGCCUAUGAGAGCUAUGUGGCUGCGUGCAGGCUCUUGCAGUACCCUCUCCUCAUGAACCGCAGGGUUUGCUUGUUCAUGGUGGUGAGCUCCUGGGUAAGUGGCUCCUUGGAUGGAUUCAUGCUAAGUCCUGUCACCAUGAGCUUCCCCUACUGUGGGCCGCGAGAGAUCAACCACUUCUUCUGUGAGAUCCCAGCAGUGCUGAAGCUGUCGUGCACAGACACGUCUCUCUACGAGACCCUGAUGUACGCCUGCUGGAUGCUGAUGCUGCUCAUUUCUUUGUCCGUCAUCUCUGUCUCCUACACACACAUCCUCAUCACGGUCCACAGGAUGAACUCUGCCAAGGGCCAGCACAAAGCUUUCACAACGUGUUCCUCCCAUAUAAUGGUGGUGGGCAUCUUCUAUGGGGCAGCCUUCUACACCAAUGUGCUGCCCCAUUCCUACCACACACCAGAGAAAGAUAAGGUUGUGUUCGUAUUCUACACCAUCCUCACCCCGAUGCUGAACCCCCUCAUCUACAGCUUGAGAAACAAGGACGUGGACGAGGCUCUUAGGAAAGCCCUGGGGAGGUGUGCCCCCUCCCAGAGAAUCAGAGCAGGGGGAGUGCCCAGGAAAUACUAG